UCGAGUCGAAACUUCCGAGCGGUCUCGUGUCUUCCAUCGAAACAUCGAAAACCUCUAUCAGUCCCAACACGUUCAUACCUUAAAGUGUCGGUAGCUAACUCCAGGCAGCUCUGUCUCGGUGUAAAUUGGCUGAAGGAUCAAUCCCAAUUCAACCUCCGAGUGUCGCGAGCCUAAAGUGUCUAACGGUGGUGCUAUGACAGUGUUCAGACCCUGAAGCCACCAGAAGAAGUGACAGUUUCUGACAUCAAAGCGACCUAGCCAUGCAGACCACGCAGCAACCGGUUAGCCUCCAGUCGCAGCGUCUCCAAGGAAUCUACAUCCUGGACAACAGCGAUAGCUCUGGUAUCCCCCACAGUGCUGGUAGCUCGGCAAGCAAUUCACCGGACCACUAUGAACGUUUCUCUCCUCCAACCCACCUGAUGGACCUCAGCAGCCCCCCCGAGCAUAGAGACCUACCAGGCUACCAGCCUCAUCAUCACCAUCACCACCAUCAAAUAGUCUAUCAGCCAGGUAGCUAUUUGAUGUACGAGAACCAAGGAGAAGACAAGAGGUACCAGGACCAGCACAGUGGCAAAAUGCUCAGGGACCUACAAGCUGAAGUGACGGAGUACGAAAGACGUUUACAUGACAACUCACCUGGAUUUCUGUCCGAUCACAGCAGGGAUCACGAACAGAGCCUGUACCUGACCCCGUCGCCGCAGAUGUACUCUCCCGGCGGCGAAGAGAUGCCGCCCAGGCAUCAGCCUCAGGGCUACCACCACGUGGAGUCCGUGGAUUACAAGCCCGACGUGAUAGAGUACAAGCCAGAGAUCGAUCAGCAGAGGUACAAGCAGACUGAGAUGACCCAGAUGACCGAAGCAUCCUCUUCCACGAAGAGCUACGGCAUCGAGGGAGCCAGAAGUGGCGGAAAGAGGAAGAGGAAGUCGAGCUGCGUCGAAGGGGAGUCCGAAGGUGAGAGCAACGCUUCCUCCACCAAAUCGAAGGUGAGGAGAAAGAGCGGUGCUACCUUUGAGGAGAUCCAGACUCAAAGGGUUAUGGCGAACGUGAGGGAGAGGCAGAGGACCCAGAGCUUGAACGAGGCGUUCGCUGCGCUGAGGAAGAUUAUACCGACCCUGCCCAGUGAUAAACUGAGCAAGAUACAGACGCUGAAGCUGGCCACUAGGUACAUCGACUUCCUGUUCCAGGUGUUGCACUGCAACAUGGAGAACACCGACGGCGGAGAGGAGGCUGGUGAGAGAACUCCGAGAAGUGCAGUGCUGGCAGCACGAGAGAUAACUUCAUCAUCCUGCAGCUACAUGGCACACGAGAAGCUGUCCUACGCCUUCAGCGUCUGGAGAAUGGAAGACGACUGGAACUCGAACAUUUGAAGUUCCAUUCGAAGAUAUUCCGUCAUCAGUAUUUUCAUCUACGAGGUAAACAAAGUGUCAGAAUAGGACGAAAAACAAUCUCAGCGGUUUCCUAUUUUCGCUGGCUCGAAAAUAUCGAAAUCAUUCAUCGAAAAGACGUUCCAGAACGUGUUUAUGCGCGCGUGAAACGGUGGCAGAUGCUCGGUAAUCUGUCGACUCGUGUUCAAGUAUCUUCAAUAUUUCUCAGUGCCGAAGAUUUUCACUGUUGUUCGUUAUAAAAAUACGUUGGCAGUUUGAUUGUUCAACUUUUCUGAUUUUCUGAUUCUAAGUUCUGUGGCUUUCGAUAAAAAUAAUUGUUUCUUUCUUUAAUAUUCUGGAAAGAUUAUAUUUUGCAGAAGAUUAUAGGUUUGAGGACUGACUUGUGAAAAUGAAACGAAAGUUCAGUUAGAAGUCGACUAAUAGUUUGUCUCAUUUUUUGACCGAAUAGAAAGCUGUACAUUGAAUUAUUGACAUGAGGAGUCAGUCGUCCAUAGAUACCGAUUAUUUUCGAAAAGUGUUUUCUUUCGAGGUACGUCACAAAAAUUGAACAAUCUUCUGUUUGCGUCUAUUUCUAAAAAUAAUUCAUAAUAUGCGAAAGGACUAAAGACAGAAUCUUAGGUUUUCAAUUACAUUCAUUAUUGGAACCAAAAGCAUGUCUAAAAAAGGAUAUUCAUAAUAUAAUCAAGUAUAUUAUGAAUAUAAGGAUAUUCAUAAAGCUUACAAAAUUUACAUAAGACAUCCAAAGUUGAUAUAAACUGUCCAAAGUUUACAAAGUUUAUACGUAUUGUCCAAAGUUUACAAAGUUUGAACGAAAUGUCCAAAGUUUACAAAGUUUGAACGAAAUGUCCAAAGUUUACAAAGUUUGAACGAAAUGUCCAAAGUUUACAAAGUUUGAACGAAAUGUCCAAAGUUUACAAAGUUUGAACGAAAUGUCCAAAGUUUAUAUAAACUUGUUCAGCAAUCUGUCAGUCUCAGAAACCAAUAUAGACCAGGCAAAUUGUGUAACACACCUAAUUCCUCUGAGCAGUAGGAAAAUGAAGAGUCUUUUCGAUCGGCCAAUGACUAAUUAGCUGCGAUCACUCCUCGUCCGCGUCACCAGUCCUUUGAAAUCGAAUCGUGGCUGUUGAUCUCGCGACGCGGUAGAUCAGGGUACCCGUUCGUCUUCGCAAUAAUGUAAGCCGAUAAUUUAGGUGCGUCCCCUUACGCCGGUCUAUUAACGGUACGACAAGUUUGGCCGGUCAGCCAAAUCCUCCGUAAUUUCCGCGCCGUGUGAAAUCUCUUGUAGAUCCGAUUAACUGGACCCAUCCCUGUCCCGUCGGUAUCAAUCCCGAGAAUUGUCUAUCUGGGAACAUGUGUACGCCUGGAAUUAUGAGAUUAGUACAUUUAUUUAAAUUUCGAUCAUCUUCUUAACCACUUGCCCUAUAAUGACAACUGAAAUUCGUGACGAAGAUUUUUCACCCCUUGCCCAACUAUAUUGUGUCAGACUUGUAGCGAAGAAUUCAAAUAGAACUUAACACUAGCAUUACCGAGCAUUUAUUGGGGUUGACAUUAUAAUCCUCAUAAAGGUUGAAUACAUUCUUUCCGAUUUCUUUAAGCAUUCAUUGUCAUAUUUGAGUAGAACUGUUGAUUUUCAAAAUCAGUACCGACAUUGAAUACUUUCAAGACAUCGAUAAUUAAAUAAUAAAACUAAAAUCCGUCACUUUGACGGGUACGAUAAUACUAGUGUUAACGAAUAUAAAUGUCAUUUGUUUCUAGUACAAAAUUAAGUAUCUCUAUUAUCAAUUGUGAUGCUUCAGAAUAGAUUUCGUUCGUUUUCUAAUAAAUUGUGAGCAAUAAAAUAAUUUUGUCGAGAGUAGUUUUGAAAGAAAUCAAUACAAUAAACAGAAAAUGUGGUGUUUCCUUCAAUUAUUAAUAAUAAAUGAAUUUGACACGAGUAAUUGCAAAGAAAAUCACAUGGCAAGGAGUUAAGAAGAUUAUUCGCAUGUAGUUGCAAUUCUUGAUGAAGGAAAAUUCAUAUUAUAGAUUAUGUCUAUAAAAGAAAUUUUUUCUUGGAAUGUUAAUUUCAAAUUUGAUACAAAAUUUUCGGUAGGAUUGGUAGAUCUGAGUAAUCUAUUCAUUUUUCUCAAAAUCAAUUUUGCUAUGAUGAAACACACUAGUAAAUUAAAUUCAGUUCUUUCAGUUGAAUUCACUCGGCAUGUUCGAAGUGGCGGAAAAGUUCGUUAAAUACAAACUAAAACAGGAAUAUAUUAAAAGAAAUAUUAUUAUGGUGUACUUAAAGUAGUUUCAUAAAUCUUGAUCUACAGUUAGUUUCCUUCAAUCCUCAAUCACUGUUGAAAAUAAUUAAAACAAUAAUGGAAAGGCAUUAGUCUAUUACAAAAAUUCUUCAACAGUUUCUUUCUCAGUUUCAUUGAUAAACAGUUUAAUUACAGUUUGUUUAAAGUUUAUUUUUUUAAAUUAUAAUCUGAUACAAAUUUCUUUUGAAAAAACAAUAUUACAUGUGCACCAGCUCGAUGAAGCUACGCGAGAAACGCGCCCGAACCAAUUCUCUAGAAGCGACGUCUCCCUUCUGCCCGAAAAGACGGACAGUAGCGUCGUUGCUACAAUUUUACGAGGCUUUUUUUCGCUUCUUGCGACGAGUCAGCGUCUCGGCGUUGUGGAAACAAGCCCUAACCGUGCCGACGAGUAGAUGAAACUUAAACAAAACAACGGGAGGGAUGAGUUAACGAGCGCUUCGGCGCCGAUAGGUCGGCUUGGUCCACGGUUUCUUCCUUUUCGAGAGGAUCUCCCCGAUAUCCGGCUCCAUUUCAAUAUCUCUGAACUGAAAAGCAGCCCAAAUUUCAAUUUUCUGUGCUCGCAAGACAAAACGACGCAAAUUACAUUUUUACCAAAAUAUUAACGUUUGAAACCCUUAACGACUGAUGAUUUUUUAGUGAUCGCUUAUUGGAACUAUGAAACAGAAUGUUGACUAAAUGUAGAACAAAUGUCGAUAGGAGAUUUAAUAUAAUAAAGUAUAAAAUAUAUUUAUUAUUGUAAAAUGUACAUACAUAGGAAGUAGAAACACAUAUUUAAUAAAUAUAACAUUCUAUUCAGUUCUGCAUAUUGUGGAGCUUUUCGACAGCUCAGGGUUAAUACUGUGAAGUUUGUACAAAAUUCUGUAAUACUGCGAUUGUAAUACUGAAUUUCGUUCAAAAUUGUCAGAACUUAUAUGAACAAUAACUUACAUUUAAUAUUUAAAUAUAAAUGCGAAAUAUUUCACUGAACUAAGACUUGCUUCACUACGAUUUUCAAUCUUGAUAGUUCACUUUUGUUAUAGAAGAAAUUAUUUUUUAAAUAAUAUAUGUAAUUCUUGGUUUAAGAGUCAAUGGGAACAGAAAGUUGAAUCAAUCAGAAUUAAACCAAUUUGAAAUAUCGAAUCAAUUUGAAUCAAAGCAUUUGAAAUAUCGAAUCGAUUUGGAUUAAACAAAUUCGAAAAUUGUAUGAACCGAAUCGACUGGGACCGAAAAUCAGGACCAAAACAGAAAAUUUUUCGAAAAUACGGGUUGCGCCGUUUUGACUUACAACCGCAGAUAUAUCGAGGUUUAUUUUAAACCGUGGAGGGAAAAGUUCUGCCGCGUUUGACUCCGCUUAACGAAGACACGCCGCGUUAAAUCCGCCAGCGGACUUUAUUGCCGCACUGAAUCUUCGGGGAAAAAAUUAGGUGCCAUCGGUGUCAGACAUCGAGACCCGCGAUCGUCCAGUAAAAAAAUUAUUCGAAUUCUCGCGCCAGUUUUUUCAGCAAUCCACUUCCUUUCGAAGGGAAAAAUUCGGAGGCGAAAAAACGCGGGGCAUAUUUGAAUAUAAUUUUAUUUAAACAAUAUUGAACUACAAAAGCAGAAACAUUACUCAACGAUGUCGUUUAUUAGCUUGUUAAUUUAUACAUCAUUUGUAUCGAUAAAUAAUUUACUACUUAAAUUUUUCGUGGAAUAGAAAAUAGAUUUUUUGAAGUUUGAAAUAAUUCGAAGAAAUUUGAAACAGUUUGAACCUCGAAUUCUUUCUUUUAAUGGUGGUUUCCAAAGAACAUUAACGGAGGAAUUAGGGUCACGUUUGGAACUCGAUGAUUAAUGAUCGAAAGCGGUUGGCUUAAAUUCCUUUCAGAAAAAAUUGUCCUUUGAUCUUUGGAAGCGUUACAACUUGUCCUUCUGCUCGCCUUUACUGGAGUACACCGAAUGGAUGGAAUAUUCUUGUUACGCGAAAGAUAAAUUUCUACAGCCCGAUGGGAGGAUCGUCCACCGAUUUAUCGUUCUUUAUCUUUCUAAAACGUAAAGGACAAUUUCGAUUUGUAUGCGAAGGGAAUUCUUAAUUUACGAGAGACAGUCUGGUGAUUGCGCAGAUCAGUUCGAAUUUAACUGCAAGGAUACGUUUUUAUGACCUUUGUAAACAAUAUUUGGUUAUUAAUAUUCUAUAGGGCAAAUGAUAAUUUUCAUCAAAAAUUAAUUUCUUCAGAUUCCAAAAAUUCGUAUUUUUCAAUAUAUACAAUUUGUUUAGCUUUGUCUCUGGUUUCAGUAAAAAUCGAAGUGAAAAUGUAUUAUAUACUUUAUUUAAUUAUAAGCAUUCAAGCGCUCGCCGAGUGCUUCGAUCAUACAGCAACAAACCAAAAAUCAUUGUAUAUAGUAGGUUUAAGUAAAUAUUAAGGUCCGUCACGUAGUUUUUAACGAGAGACUGUAACAUAAGGCCAUGUAAAUAUAUAUGUUUCUAUUAUAUAGUAUUAAGUUUAAGUUUUUAGGUUAAGGUUAUGGUACGAUGGCCGGAAAACGCAAUAAUUUAUUAACUCAACAGAGUGUCUUGUAAAUAAUUCUGUAAAUAGUUUUUGAUCCUUUCCAUGCGGAGAUUUCUUCAAUUAUUUUUUAAUAAUUGGCAAAUUAUUGAAUAUUGACUGCGAAAGGAUCAAAAUGG
Nomia melanderi (Alkali bee) is the source of this 6317-nucleotide messenger RNA. RefSeq names its product twist (gene Twi). NCBI's taxonomy places the organism in Eukaryota, Metazoa, Arthropoda, Insecta, Hymenoptera, Halictidae. Gene Ontology annotation, molecular function: DNA-binding transcription factor activity, RNA polymerase II-specific; protein dimerization activity; RNA polymerase II transcription regulatory region sequence-specific DNA binding. The record is from RefSeq and is a predicted model, not a curated record. Gene Ontology annotation, biological process: regulation of transcription by RNA polymerase II; developmental process.